Messenger RNA from Entamoeba invadens IP1, 82 nucleotides. RefSeq lists its product as hypothetical. The record is from RefSeq and is a predicted model, not a curated record. NCBI's taxonomy places the organism in Eukaryota, Evosea, Mastigamoebida, Endamoebidae. The annotation marks the transcript as partial. The transcript has 2 exons.
AUGAGUAAACCCAACAUCUCAGCAAAUAUUGUCAUAGUUGGUGCAAGUGCUGUUGGAAAGACAAGUUUGUCGAAUCAGUUGG